CUACACGACGAAAGGUGCGAACAACAUGAAUAACAACAUGAAUAAUGGAAAUGGGAACAACAAUAUCGACAAUUUCAAUGGUGGGUCAUGGGGAAAGGUGGGAUGACGUGCUAUGAGUGUGGGAUGACUGGCCAUAUGGCUCGGGAUUGUUGGUCGAAACGAGGAAGAUCGGGCCAGCAAGAUGAUGAGGUGCAUGUGUUUGUGAGGGAUCUGAUGGAAGAAAAGGAGGAAAAAAAGAAACGGGCGGAGGAGGAACAGAAGCGAAGGGAAGAAGAAAAGGAAAGGAAGAGGGAGCUAGAUAUAGCAAGAAGGAUUGAAGAGAUGAAAUUGCAGCUGCAAUCGGACAUCGACGACACGUGGCGGAGGCAACAGGAAGAGAUGGCGAAUAAGGUUCGAGAGAGUUAUUUAAAAACGAAGACUGUGAAGAACGGAAGCCCGAAAGUGUCACCGCGAAGUAGGACGAUAUUCAGGGCGAAGUCGAAGAGGCCAGUACGGAGAAGACAUGCUAAAAAGAGAUCGAGCAAACAAAGCACUGACUCGUCCACGUCUUCGGACUCGGAGAUUAGCGAUUCAGCAUCGAGUGACUCUAGCGAAGAUUCCGAGGAGGAUUUGUUGAGAAUGGUAAGACUUCUACGAGAAGAAAAGAGAAGAGUUAAGUCGAAGAGAAAGAAGGCACGGGGAAGACCUGUGAGAAAGGCACCAGCAAGGACGUGCGAGAAAAGAGAGUGUUCGAAGAAGUCGACAUCCACGUUGACGGGGGAGGAUGAGCCAAGAACGCCACUCACCGGAGGCUAUAAAGGGAUAGUAGCGGGCUGUUCUGAAGAGGGUUUCCUCGACUAUACGUUACAGGUGAUGCAGGCUUCCUCAGCGAAGAAGGUGCAUCAUCUUCAAGAGAUAUGCGAUAAAGAGGGUAUAAAGGCUGUAGAGAAGGAUGAGAUGAUAAUGGAACUGGUAAGGAGACAAACUGAGUGAGCGUACGGAGGCGCCUUCGAGACGCCGAAAGGGAAGAAUGAAGUCAAGAUUAAAGA
Chara braunii is the source of this 1028-nucleotide messenger RNA. The record is from the annotation of a GenBank genome assembly. NCBI's taxonomy places the organism in Eukaryota, Viridiplantae, Streptophyta, Charophyceae, Charales, Characeae.